This is a messenger RNA of Loa loa (African eye worm), 642 nucleotides long. RefSeq lists its product as hypothetical. Bases 1 to 642 code for a protein of 213 amino acids. Gene Ontology annotation, molecular function: [heparan sulfate]-glucosamine 3-sulfotransferase activity. NCBI's taxonomy places the organism in Eukaryota, Metazoa, Nematoda, Chromadorea, Rhabditida, Onchocercidae. The transcript is spliced from 4 exons. The record is from RefSeq and is a predicted model, not a curated record.
AUGCCAGAAACAAGUAUUCAUGAAAUAACAGUGGAAAAAACACCAGCAUAUUUUGUAAGUAAAACAGCACCAGGACGUGUUCAUAGUUUAAAUUCAACAAUUAAAUUAAUUGUUGUUGUACGAAAUCCGAUCACCCGAGCUAUUUCAGAUUAUACACAAGCAAUUAGCAAAAAGAGACGCACUACUUUAAUGCCAAGUUUUGAGGAAAUGGUACUCGGGAAUAGUUCAUCGAGUGCAACUGGUAUGAAGGAUGGUGUGAAUGCUUCAUGGGGUGCAAUACGGAUCGGAAUUUAUCAUAGACAUAUCCGAAGGUGGCUUCAACAUUUUCCGCUUCAUCAAAUUCAUUUCGUUGAUGGUGAACGUUUAAUUACAAAUCCUGCUGCUGAAAUUUAUGCUGUCGAACGAUUUCUAACUGUUAAACCUGUUGUUCGACAAUCAAAUUUUGCAACGGAUCCAUUAAAAGGUUUCCCAUGUGUAUUACGAAAAGAUGAUACGUUACAUUGUCUUGGUAAAACAAAAGGUCGUGCUCAUCCACAUGUACGAUUUGAUGUCAUCCAAAAAUUGGAACAUUUUUAUCGUCCACAAAAUGAGCAAUUUUUUAAGCUUAUUAAUAAACGAUUUCAUUGGCAUACUUAUCAUUAG